This is a messenger RNA of Euleptes europaea (tarantolino), 652 nucleotides long. Its product is annotated as transmembrane emp24 domain-containing protein 10-like. The coding region runs from base 1 to 633 and encodes 210 amino acids. Gene Ontology annotation, cellular component: endoplasmic reticulum; Golgi apparatus; COPII-coated ER to Golgi transport vesicle. Lineage: Eukaryota; Metazoa; Chordata; Lepidosauria; Squamata; Sphaerodactylidae. The record is from RefSeq and is a predicted model, not a curated record. The transcript is spliced from 5 exons. Gene Ontology annotation, biological process: Golgi organization; endoplasmic reticulum to Golgi vesicle-mediated transport; intracellular protein transport.
AUGCGGGUCCCCGGACUCCUGGGUCCCCUGGCGCUGUUGCUGGCGCUGGGCGGGUGCCACGGGCUGUCUUUCCACCUGCCACCCCAGACCCGCAAAUGCCUUAAAGAGGAGCUCCACCGGGACGUGAUGGUCACUGGGGAGUACGAAGUCUCGGAAGCGGCUGCGCCUGGUGUCAAGACGGAUCUCCGGGUUACCGACUCUUCCGGACACACGCUGUACUCCAAAGAUGAUGCCAAGAAGGGGAAAUUUGCCUUCACCACUGACAACUAUGAAAUCUACGAAAUCUGCUUUGAGAGCCACGGACAGCCAGGGAAUUUCCGGAUCCCAGACCAACUGAUCUCCCUUAAUAUAAAGCACGGCGUGGAGGCACGGAAUUACGACGAUAUUGCGAAGGCAGAGAAACUAAAGCCCCUAGAAGUGGACCUGCGUCGGCUCGAAGACCUUUCAGAAUCCAUCGUUAAAGAUUUUGCCUUCAUGAAGCAACGUGAGGAGGAGAUGCGAGACACCAAUGAAUCUACCAGCGCUCGCGUCUUCUGCUUCAGCAUCUUCUCCAUGUUAUGUCUGGUGGGUCUGGCCACCUGGCAGGUCUUCUAUCUCCGGCGUUUCUUCAAAGCCAAAAAACUCAUCGAGUGAAUGAGCUCCAGCUGGGCUG